Messenger RNA from Oncorhynchus keta (chum salmon), 3316 nucleotides. RefSeq names its product transmembrane protein 275a (gene tmem275a). The coding region runs from base 649 to 1263 and encodes 204 amino acids. NCBI's taxonomy places the organism in Eukaryota, Metazoa, Chordata, Actinopteri, Salmoniformes, Salmonidae. The record is from RefSeq and is a predicted model, not a curated record. The transcript has 2 exons.
CAAUGCACUGUGCAAACAUCCUACUUGCUAUAUACCCAUCAAAAACAGGUGUUGUCAAUCACAAGACUGGCGGGAUUAUGGAAACGCACUCAUUAUUAUUUUCUCUGAAGAGCAGCUCUUGAGUAAAGAAAGAUGAUGAGAAUAUUUGGACAGGUCUUAUGUAAGAGAGGUUUUCGUAUCCUAGAAUUGUAUAGGCGUCAUGUAUCCGACUGCACAGUCACGUGGACACAACAAGCGUCCAUAUGUCAAGAAGAGCAACGCCUUCACCUGAAUGAGCCUCUCUCACAGAUGCCCUAACUACGUCGACCGGCCAUGGUUGUAAUAUUUACUAUUGAUUGGCACACUAUGAGGUGUUCAAUCUGAAAAUCAACUCUUCGGCAUAUACACGUAGUUCUAACAUGACCAUCCGUAUGCGAAUGGGAUUCUGUAUGAAAAUGCGUGUUGGAGAUGUAGGCUAUUUCUAAAGGAACCUUCAACUAUUCUGAACAUCAGCACAGAAGGAGCUUUUACACUGUGAACAAUCAACCAGCACAGCCAUGGCCUCCCUCGGUGGUCUGUUGCCAAGGGGAACAGUCCUUGCUGAAUGAUAGAAAUAUAGAGUUAAGGAAAGACGGAGAGACAGAGCAGCCUUGAGGUACAGAAGAAGAGAUGGUCGUCACUGACAGGAGUUCGAGCACUCCUGUGCCCAAGAAGCAGGAACCAAAGAAGAAGAAGAGGAAGUCCCGCCCCCAUGGCCUGCCCUCCCCAGCGUUGUGCUGCGCAUGCGGCCUGUGCAUCAUGCUGGCAGGCAUCAACAUCACCCUGGUGGGGGCAUUCGCCUUCAGCACCUUGGUGCCCUCUGCCAACCCCCCCAUCAUCAUAGGGCCCAUCCUGCUCCUGGUGGCCUUCUCUUUCUUCGGAGCGUGCUGUGUCUGCAGCCGCCUGCCCCCCGCCCAGGGCUCCCGGAGAUCGAAGGUGGGCGGGAGGAGCAUGGGGAUGAUGGGGCGGGGAGGUUUAGCUGGGGGAGCGACGUUUGAGAUCGAGACAAGUGAGCACACUUUGCAGGACACCACGGCAGUACAGCUCAGCCCCUCGGCCUCACCGGGGUCAUCACGGGCAUCCAGCCCCGAGCGGGAUGCUCCUGAUCCCGCCCCCCCAGGGACCUGCAAGCUUUUCACCAUGGAGACCAAUGGCCCCACCUCCGCCACGGCCUACUACUCUGCCGCCUCGGCCGGGGGAGGGGCUGUGAGGCUCAACCUGCCACGUGAUGAUAUGGCCACCUAGCACAGCCCUGACUUACGCACUGAAGCAAGAGCUUCAUGCCCCAGGGGACUGAUGCAAAACUAUGUAAAUAUGAACUAGGAUUGAUGAUAUACAGACAGUGUUUCAGUGUGUCUAGCCAUUUUGUGUAGUGCCAUUUUUCAUGUUUAUGACAAGCUAUCAGAGUUUUAUUGCAUUUGUUUUUGUUUUUUCCAACAGCCAAACAGUAAUUAGCAUGCAAUUCAACGUUGAAGGAACAUGGGUGACGGUUUCGUUGGAAUUGAUGUUCCUACCUCCUCAGAACUGUUCUCUUUAGAAUCCUCUCUUAACAUGCAUGGGGCAUUAUUAUAAGCAGUUUCUAACCAGAAAGCAAAAUUAGGGAAUUUAAGCGUUUUCUCUGUGGCAUUUCUGAGGGGUAAAACAAAGUGAUGUGUCCCAUUUCUUUGACCGUCUGGACCUCCGUGAUGGACAUUUCAGCCGAUUACUCUGACGUCACUUUGUUGUUGUUGCCAGAACUGAAAGGUUUGACACGAAAUGGCAAUGAGUUUAAUGCUAUCAUUUAAAUACUUAGUGAUGUUUGACAUUACAGUAUGUGCUGCUUUGGUCUUAAAUUAGAUUCAAAGAUGGGGUCGCAAGAUUCCUUUGCAAUAUAAUCUCAACUGAAAGGAUCAGCAACAGAGGACUAAUAUUCAUUUUUCCUCAAUUGUUUCUACAGACAAAACAUUAUGGAUGAUAUGCAGUGUACAUCAGGGGUUGGCAACAAGUGGCCUGCGGGCCAAAACUGGGUCGCAAGUGAUUCGUUUUUUGGAAUCAGAAUUUUUACUACAAACAUAGAAAUGCGCCAUUUUCACAUACAGUGGCAAGAAAAUCCUUUGGCAUUACCUGGAUUUAUGCAUAAAUUGGUCAUAAAAGCCACAACAAUAAACAAACAGUCUGCUUAAACUCAUAAACAAUUAUAUGUACUCGUGUCUUUAUUGAAUACACUGUAUUUUUUUAUAUACCUUUUAUUUAACUAACCUCAUUGAGCAUUCUGCACUGUGCUUUUGCAGUCAACUCCUAGGGAGACUAGCAAGAGUGCAGAAAUUUGUCUUACCGUGGACUGAUUUUAGAACAUUUUGUAACCCUUUCCAGCUUUUUGCAAGUCAACAAUUCUUAAUCUUAGGUCUUCUGAGAUCUCUUUUGUUUGAGGCAUGAUUUACGUCAGGCAAUGCUUCUUGUGAGUAGAAAACUCACAAAAUGUGAUUUAAAAAAAAAAAAAAUUAUAGGGCAGGGCAGCUCUAACCAACAUCUCCAAUCUUGUCUCAUAGGUUAGCUGACUCCUGACUCCAAUUAGCUUUUGGAAAUGUCAUUUGCCGAGGGGUUCACAUACUGUUCCCAACCUACACUGGGAAUGUUUGAGUUAUGUAUUCAAUAUAUUUUGUGUUAUUAGUUUAAUCACUCUGCGUUUGUCAAUUGUCUAUGAAGAUCAGAUCAAAUUUUAUGACUAAUUUAUGCUGAAAUCCAAGUCAUUCCAAAAGGUUCACUUACUUUUUCUUGCCACUAUGGUGAUGUUGGGGUAGUGCUGGACAUGAUUUAAUAUGUUCCGUUAGGUAUAGCCCUAUGUCUAACAUGGACAUCACACCAAGAUCCAAACUGCUUUAAUAUUGAUUCAGAAGAUUGAACAUGCUUUGAUUUUCUAUACAGAAUAAACAACUUCUUUCUUGAACUGCAUUGUUGGUUAAGGGCUUGUAAGUAGCAUUUCACGGUAAGGUUGUAUUUGGCGCAUGUGACAAAACGUUUUAUUUGAACUAGUGUUUACCAUGUCCCAGCCAAGUAUUUUGUCAUAGCCUAAUAUAUGUAUUUCAUGUGAGGAAAGUCAACUCCCCCUACAGGGAGUGGGCUUGUUGUAAAUGUGUGUAGUGUCAAGAUGUAUGUAAACUAUCAAUGUUGGCCAUGUAUUUCAAAAUGUAUUCUGGUUUGAUAACAUCUUUAACAAUGUAUUUUUUUGAAAAUUAAAUUGACUUAAUUUGAUAACAAUACAUGUGCUACUACUAAAAUAUCAAUAAAAUACAUGCUCAUAUAAAAUGGAUCACAAAGA